Salvia hispanica is the source of this 504-nucleotide messenger RNA. The record is from RefSeq and is a predicted model, not a curated record. Lineage: Eukaryota; Viridiplantae; Streptophyta; Magnoliopsida; Lamiales; Lamiaceae.
AUGGAUGCGACACAGACAGAGACACGCGCUCUUGAAUCGGAAACAAUUUUAUGGUGGCCAUGGAGCAUGGAGGAAUACGAAACGACAGCGACGAGGUUUAAUGAAUUAGCCCAACAUGAAGGAACUACCGUUGAGAUCUUGCCCUUUGAAGCCACCCCUCCUCCCGGCUUCUCUUCCUUUCUUCCCAAUUGCUACGGUUUGCAUAUCCGCGUCUGGACCGUAACCAACACCGACGACCACGUGGAUUCGCCUGAAGACGACGUCCUUUCCAGUUUCAAGAUACGUUGCUGCGACGAAACCGACCAAGAUGAAGAAGAAGUUUGUUGCAUAUGUCUAGACGAUCUGUACCGAGAAUCGGUGACUAGUUUGGAUUGCCGGCACGAGUUCCAUCCGGACUGCAUACGGAGGUGGCUGGUCCGCGGCAAGAACUUCUGCCCCCUCUGCAAAGCCACAGCAAUCAAGGAGCCACUUCACUUAAUGCUAGAUUCUCUUAGUAUCAAUUGA